Molecule: messenger RNA, 936 nt
Organism: Blumeria graminis f. sp. triticale
Lineage: Eukaryota; Fungi; Ascomycota; Leotiomycetes; Helotiales; Erysiphaceae
Source: the annotation of a GenBank genome assembly
AUGCCGCUAAUAACGCUCACUGGAUACCCGACGUCAGGAAAAACUUACCGUGCGGCGCAAUUGCAGGCAGCGUUGACGACGCGGAUUCACGCGCUGCCACCGACGCACGCCUGGUCGGACCUUCGCAUUCACGUCAUCUCAGAUCACUCGCUCGGCAUUCCGCGCAGUGUUUAUAACCUCGACGACAAAGAUGCCUCGGAGCGGAGUAACAACGCCGCCGAGAAAAAUGCUCGCGCCACCCUCUUUGCCGCCGUCCAGCGCGUGCUCGGGCCCAGCGACCUCGUUAUCCUUGAUGCCGCGAACUACAUCAAGGGCUGGCGCUAUCAGCUCUACUGUGAGGCGAAGGCCGUCGAAACCCCACAUUGUGUAGUUCACAUUGGUACGUCUAUUGAGCGCGCCCGCGCCAUCAAUGAAGGCCGCCUCUUAGAUGCGGCUGGAAGGACAGCCGACGAGGCGGGCGCUUAUACUUUGCAGUGCUGGGAGAACUUGGUUUUCCGAUACGAAGAGCCAAACGUUUUUGUGCGCUGGGACCAUCCAUUAUUUACGGUAAUCUGGGAGGAUGAACAGCUGCCAGUUGAAGCGAUCUGGGAGGCGCUUGUCGGCAGCGAAGAGAGUGGGAAAAGAAUGGUUCGGCCCAAUGCAGCCACAGUAGUACGGAAGGCAAAUAGCGAAGACUAUCUGCACGAACUAGAUCAAUUGACGCAGGGAAUCCUGAAGAUUCUUUUACAAUGGAUUCAGGAUCACCCUGGCGAAGAAGGAGAAGUAAGCGUAGGUGACGGACUGUUCGUUAGAUUAGCCACACGCUGUGUUGGCCUACCUGCACUACAGAGAUUAAAAAGACAGUUCAUUUCUCUCAACCGAGCUAACACCGUGCCUAUAAACCGAAUCGUAGAGAGCUUUGUCGGGUACCUCAACGAUCAAUUCGAAGCAAUGUAA